AUGAGCACUUCGAGAGCGCUGCGGGAAAUGGGCCUAGUGCUCUCGUGCUUUGCUCGCUUUGGGGGUGUCGCCUUCUGCUUCAUGCAAGUGGCCGAUACAAUCAAGUGCGUGGGUCCAUCGAUGCUGCCAACGCUCAAUCGUGACGGAGAUAUCGUAUUACUGGACAAAUUCACACCCAGAAUCUGGAAGCUGCAGCCAGGCGAAGUAAUUAUCGCUAAAUCAGUGUCCAAUCCACGCCAGUCCGUCUGUAAGCGGAUCAUUGCCCAAGAGGGAGAUACUGUAUGCGUGCAGCCCCGAUAUUCGUCGUCUGAGGUGGAAUUUCACAAGGAAAGACGGUCAAACGUUCCAAAGGGUCACGUUUGGUUAGAAGGAGACAACAAAUACGACUCGCACGAUUCUCGAUACUAUGGACCAGUGCCGUGCGCACUUGUGCAAGGACGAGUAGUCAUGAGAAUUUGGCCGAUAAACCAGCUCAAGUGGAUAAAGAAAAAGGUGUCGCCUCAGGCAUUUCGUGAGAGAUAG
Messenger RNA from Peronospora farinosa, 522 nucleotides. NCBI's taxonomy places the organism in Eukaryota, Oomycota, Peronosporomycetes, Peronosporales, Peronosporaceae. The record is from the annotation of a GenBank genome assembly.